This is a messenger RNA of Sitophilus oryzae (rice weevil), 1463 nucleotides long. Its product is annotated as solute carrier family 35 member C2. The transcript is spliced from 7 exons. Bases 212 to 1438 code for a protein of 408 amino acids. The record is from RefSeq and is a predicted model, not a curated record. Lineage: Eukaryota; Metazoa; Arthropoda; Insecta; Coleoptera; Curculionidae. Gene Ontology annotation, molecular function: antiporter activity. Gene Ontology annotation, cellular component: cis-Golgi network; Golgi apparatus; endoplasmic reticulum-Golgi intermediate compartment. Gene Ontology annotation, biological process: UDP-glucose transmembrane transport.
ACAGCUGAUUGUGACGUUUAUAGUUUUUGUGUUUAUUUGAAUUUACACGUCCUCUAAUAUUACAAAACUUAAUAUAGUGCUGUUAAAAUGUAUUUUAGUUAUUUUUUAUAUUUAAAAUACAGGUGUUAGCAUGUAGUCCAUGUUAUUAGUCGAAAUAACACUACAGAACAUAGUGAAAUGAUUUGGCUCAUAGAGAAAUUUACAGUCCAAUAUGUUUGGAAGUAGGAACAAAGUAAAAUAUUCUAUUCUCGAUAAAAAUGAUGAUAAUAAUCCAGUCGAAGCGGAAACAGUAGACUUUCAACCGAUGAAACGCAAAUUUUGUACCCCCUCCUGCCUCUGGUCCGCUAUUUUUACAGGGGCUCUGAUAGGAACUUAUUAUAUACCAUCAGUUGGAUUAACAUUUUAUCAAAGAUGGUUACUACAGAGGUUUCGCUUUCCUUUGAUUACUGUCCUGAUACACAUGAUUGUAAAAUUUAUCUUGGCAGCACUAGUGAGAUGCUGCUUUAUGAGAAAAAGGAAUAAGCAAAGGAUAAUUUUAGGAUGGACAGAUUACAUUUUAGCUGUGGCUCCUACAGGAGUUUUCAGUGGAAUUGAUAUUGGUUUUUCGAAUUGGGGCCUAGAAUUAAUAACAGUUUCUUUAUAUACUAUGACUAAAUCAUCAACAAUAGUUUUCAUAUUAUUCUUUUCAAUAAUAUUUAAGCUCGAGAAAAAAUCAUGGAGUUUAUGUGCUAUAGUAUUUAUGAUAACAUUGGGUCUAGUUCUUUUUACAUAUAAAUCGACACAGUUUAAUUUCUUGGGAUUUAUAUUGCUGCUUAUUGCAUCAAUAUCAAGUGGUUUGAGAUGGACUUGCGUGCAAUUAUUAUUACAAAAAUCCAAGAUGGGAAUGGAUAAUCCUAUAGAUAUGAUUUACCACAUGCAACCGUGGAUGAUAGCAUCAGUGUUACCAUUUGCUUUGUAUAAUGAAGGCUUUGAUGUGGUAAGAAGUUGUCAGGUAUUUGGAUUCAUGAAGUUACAUGAUUUUAUGUUAUUAUCUUUAAAAGUAUUAUUAGGUGCAUUUAUUGCAUUCUUUAUGGAAGUAAGCGAAGUUACCCUAGUUACGUACACGUCAAGUUUAACCCUUGCUAUUGCAGGUAUUUUUAAGGAAGUAUUUAUUUUAGCCAUAGCUGUUGAAAUGAAUGGUGAUAUGAUGUCACCUAUAAAUAUUAUAGGCUUGUUUAUAUGUAUCUGUGGUAUAUCAGGUCAUGUCAUACACAAAAUAAAAUCAACAUCACAAAAUAGGCAGACAGGCCGUAAUUAUGAAUUAAACAAUGAACGUUCUGAACUCGGAGAAACACUGAUGAUAGAAGAUAUUAAAGAUGACUUAACCAGUGAUGAUGAAAAAAGUGAUAGCCAAGUACUUUUUGACAUAUUAAGCAGAGAGAAGAGAUACAGUCUCUGAGCCUACAGUAAUAAUUAAGUAUAUA